Messenger RNA from Coprinopsis cinerea okayama7#130, 366 nucleotides. RefSeq lists its product as hypothetical. The record is from RefSeq and is a predicted model, not a curated record. Bases 1 to 366 code for a protein of 121 amino acids. Gene Ontology annotation, molecular function: protein-folding chaperone binding. Gene Ontology annotation, cellular component: cytosol. The transcript is spliced from 2 exons. NCBI's taxonomy places the organism in Eukaryota, Fungi, Basidiomycota, Agaricomycetes, Agaricales, Psathyrellaceae.
AUGAAGAGUGGGGUGCUGCAGGAUAUUGCGUUCAUCAUCGAAGAAAAGCCUCAUGCAAGGUUUACGAGAUUGGAGGAAAGGGAUGAUCUUGUUCUGGACAUUCAGGUGCCAUGGGCGGAUAGCAUGAGGCAGUUUGGCGCGGAAGCCUCAUUUACGGGAAUCGAUGGGCAGCCUCUAUCGGUAUUCAUCGACUACCCUCGAACCAAAUCCACCAAAGGAAGAAAUGUUAUCAAGGGUGCGGGUAUGCCUUCGAGACAGAGGGGAAAGCUUGUUGGAAGGGGUGACCUGAUUGUGCAGUGGGAAAUAAUCUCAGAACCAGAGCAAGCAAAGAAAAAGCCUUUCGUGAAGAGGUUCUGGAAGAAGUAA